CGUCUUGUCGGUCACGUGGGAGUCUGUGGACGAGGACCAGUGGGGAAAGUGGCGUGUCCACAUUCAUACUGCAUGCAGACUUCGUGGAAACAACCCGUGAUUUGUCCGGACUGACGGCGGCGCGAGCUGUUUCUGGGACCGUCGCGGUGCGCGCGGCUCGCAGGGGGAGCGAGCCUUCACCGGGAAGGAAUGCGGCGGUUUGUGGAUGUUUUCUGGUAGAAAACAUGUCUUAACUCCUCCCUGCUCCGGGCUUUCUUCUUCUGAUUCUUCGUUGUUUGUAUGUUGUUGUUUUUCUUUUUGUUUACUGGGCGCGUGUCUGGAGGCGCAUUCAUGGACUUGUGGCGUUGACGCCUCUGAGGACGGAGGCAGGCGGAGGAGGAACACCCAUGAAAAUGAUGCAUCAUGGAGCGUCUCCGUGUAAACUUUGACAGCAUGGGAAGCGGCAGAGACACACACCCUCCCGGUUCCUUCUCUCUGAUCUUCUUUCCGUGAAUGUUUGACUCUUCUGCUCGUGGCCGAUACACGCACAUAGAGGACCUGCCAGGGGACGGCACGCCGGUGUGUGUUGUGAUGCUUCUUCUCCAUUUCUUUACUGGUGUCAGUUUUGGUGUCUCUAUCCCAGAAUGGCUCGCUUUGAAGAGGAACUCUCCAGCCGCUAUGGAGGCAGCUGCCCCGCGGGGCCGGCCAGAGGGGCCAGCCGGCAGCCGGGGCCUCCGCUUGGGGGCCAGAGGGUGUACAAGCAGACGAUGGCCCAGAGAGCCCGGACCAUGGCUAUCUACAACCCAAUUCCCGUUAAACAGAACUGCCUCACCGUCAACCGCUCGCUGUUCAUCUUCAGCGAGGACAACAUCAUCCGGAAAUAUGCCAAAAAGAUCACAGAAUGGCCAUAUCCUUCCAGCCCGGCUCACACAGCCGGUUCAGCCAGUUCACAACCAUCCCAAACACCAGAUGUCCCUCACUGACACGCUACAAUACGCGCAUAGUAACAGCUG
Messenger RNA from Melanotaenia boesemani (Boeseman's rainbowfish), 992 nucleotides. RefSeq names its product voltage-dependent P/Q-type calcium channel subunit alpha-1A-like. The record is from RefSeq and is a predicted model, not a curated record. The transcript has a single exon. NCBI's taxonomy places the organism in Eukaryota, Metazoa, Chordata, Actinopteri, Atheriniformes, Melanotaeniidae. Bases 624 to 962 code for a protein of 112 amino acids.